GCGGCCGUAGCAGCAGCAGACGCGGGUCAUGAUGGUAUCAAUUCCAGAAUACUAUGAAGGCAAGAAUGUCCUUCUCACAGGAGCUACUGGUUUCAUGGGAAAGGUUCUUCUUGAAAAGCUGUUAAGGUCUUGUCCAAAAGUAAAAGCAGUUUAUGUGCUGGUGAGACACAAAGCAGGGAAGAUGUCCCAAGAAAGAGUGGAAGAAAUGAUCAGCUGCAAGCUCUUUGACCGACUGCGAGAUGAACAGCCACAAUUUAAAGAAAAAAUUAUAGCAAUUGCUAGUGACCUUACAGAAUUAGAAAUGGCCCUUAGUGAAGAAGACAAGGAGACUCUCAUAGACUGCACAAAUAUUGUAUUUCACUGUGCUGCUACUGUAAGAUUCAAUGAAAUUCUAAGAGAUGCUGUUCAGCUCAACGUAAUUGCAACACAGCAGCUUCUUUUCUUAGCCCAGAAAAUGAAGAAUCUGGAUGUGUUUAUCCAUGUUUCAACAGCAUUUGCCUAUUGCAAUCGAAAGCACAUUGAGGAAGUCGUCUAUCCACCCCCUGUUGAUCCCAAGAAAUUGAUAGAUUCCUUAGAGUGGAUGGAUGACGGCUUAGUGAAUGAUAUUACUCCAAAACUGAUAGGAGACAGGCCUAAUACUUACACAUAUACAAAAGCCUUAGCAGAAUACAUUGUUCAACAGGAAGGUGCAAAAUUAAAUGUAGCCAUUAUAAGGCCAUCAAUUGUGGGUGCCAGCUGGAAAGAGCCUUUCCCAGGAUGGAUUGACAACUUUAAUGGACCUAGUGGCCUCUUUAUUGCUGCAGGAAAAGGAAUUCUUCGAACCAUGCGAGCCUCCAACAGUGCAGUUGCAGAUCUUAUUCCAGUAGAUGUAGUCAUCAACGCAACAAUAGCUGCUGCUUGGUAUUCAGGAGUUAAUAGGUAUAGCAGACCAAGAAAUAUAAUGGUGUACAAUUGUACAACGGGUGGCACCAAUCCUUUCCAUUGGGGUGAAGUUGAAUACCAUGUAAUAUCUACUUUCAAGAGGAAUCCUCUCGAACAGGCCUUCAGACGGCCCAAUGUAAAUCUAACCUCCAAUCACCUUUUAUAUCACUACUGGAUUGCUGUAAGCCAUAAGGCCCCAGCAUUCCUGUAUGAUAUCUACCUCAGGAUUACAGGAAGAAGCCCAAGGAUGAUGAAAACAAUAACACGUCUUCACAAGGCUAUGAUGUUACUAGAAUACUUUACCAGUAAUUCUUGGGAAUGGAACACAGACAAUGUAAAUAUGCUUAUGAGCCAACUGGGUCCUGAAGACAAAAAGGUAUUUAAUUUUGAUGUUCGCCAGUUACAUUGGGCAGAGUAUAUGGAAAACUACUGCAUGGGAACAAAGAAGUAUGUUCUGAAUGAGGAAAUGUCUGGUCUCCCAGCAGCUAGGAAACACUUGAAUAAGUUAAGGAACAUCCGUUACGGCUUCAAUACAGUGCUUGUUAUUCUCAUCUGGCGUAUCUUCAUUGCAAGAUCACAAAUGGCAAGAAACAUCUGGUAUUUUGUUGUGAGCCUGUGUUACAAGUUCCUUUCUUACUUCAGAGCCUCUAGUACUAUGAGAUACUGAAGAGGACAAUUCUAACAUUAGGACAUCUAUGCAUAUGGUGGUCUAAUGGCACAAAGCCGUAUAAUGUACCUACUCAUCUUGUCUUUUGUAAAAACAUGAAAUAUUAGAUCUGGAUUGUGAAAUACAGUACAUGUGAUGCUUAAUUGUGUAUUUCUGUGAAGAUUAUAUGGCUGGUUCUGGAGCAAUCUGUCAUUAGGCAAAUAUGUAGGUUAAAUAUCCAACAAAACAGAUUUAAUAUCUCUGUGUGAGGAAAACCUUUAGGCCACUGACCAGUGUAACUGUGCAAUUCUGGAAUGCAUUGAAUUAAAAUCUGCCUUAACAUAGUAAACUUAAUUUUUAUGGCAAGUGAGCUCAUUUAGUUAAGGUGAACCAAUUAUUGACUUAGGUGAUAGACUUAUUUAUUUGAGACUUUUAAAUUGCAAUGUCCUUGUAAAUGAUUGUGAGUUUGGCUUUCUGUUAGUCCUUUAUUGCUCUUGCCUCCUUUCUGGUGACUGUAAAGAUGUGAAGUUUACUUAUGGAAAUGAGACCUUCCUAACUGAACCUUUUGUGUUCUGCUUUUGAAAGUGCACCUACUGAUCCAGACUGACCCACCGGAGAUUGCUGUUGAAAUAAUUGGCCAUGAUCUAGAAUGUGUAUGCAUAUGUGUAAGCAUAGGCAUCCACAUGGCUGCAUAAACUCCCCCAGUUGAGAAAGCAAGUGCAAGAGGUGGCUUUCCUUACAUUCUCCUGAACUGUAAUUUAUAAGAACUGCCUCUACGGCCAAGAGAAGAAGUAAGCUUGUUCCUUAGAAUAAAUACAAAUGAAGGAAACACAUUUUUACUAGAGUUGUUCCAAAGUGGCACAAGAAAUCAGGAACUUCUUAAAUUUUUGUUCUGAAAUCCAGAACAUAAAUUUGUUUAGGAAACACCACACCCUCCCUAUGUUGCCCACAGAAUUUUGAAACUGAAGUCUCAGUCACUUUCUUCUAAGCUGUAAAGACAACAUAUUUAUGCUAAAUACAACUUGGCAUUAUUUUCAGAAAUGGAGGAAGAUGUUGAAUUGCUAUUACUUAAAUAAACACCAAUCUAUUUUCUGCAUGUUUAAUUUGCAUCCUCAAGAAACAAAAUAUAGGAGUCCUCAAUAAAAGAUGAAAUAUAAUUCAGUACUUAAAUUUUGCAGUACAACUCAUUUGCAUAAAAUUCUAUAUGAGCACUAACAUUCCUCCUUAUUUGAUACAACCAGCAUCCCUCUGUGGUAUGGUGGUGGUAAACUGAUCGACUUGUACUGUAGCUGUUUCUUUUUAUAAUCACUGUCUAGGUAAAUUGAGAAUGAUUUCUGAAUGAACAAUGUCAGAAUUAUACAAAGCACAUUUCCUAUACUCAGCUGCUGUGGAAAUUUAACUUCUUUCUUGCACAUGUAUGUAAAUUUGGAGAAGGAACUCCCUUAGUAAAAGAUGAAUUUUUCUCACUUAGAACUUAAAUGUAAGUUUAAAAGAUUUAUGUGUACUCUUUCCAGUGAUAGAAAUGUUGCAUGGUCAAGGACCGCACAUUAAGAAGUGUGAGAGACUGUUGUGACAGUGAUGGAACAUACAAUAAAUUGUGGAUUUUGUGAAUGAAGUCACAGUUGGCAAUAUUCCUAUUAUGUUACAGCUGCUUCCUAACGUUUCCUCCUCCUUUGUUGGACUUGAAAUCAUUUACUUAGCAUUUGAGCAUGCCUGUAGACUUUUUUUCUUGCACAAGGUGCCUGGAAUUCUACAACCCACCAUGAUCUGUGUGGAUGUAGUUUAACUUGGUUGAAAGAAGCAUUUGUAAGAUGCUUGGAUGUUAUUUUCACUUUCCUCAGUGUACCUUGUUAUUGAACUCCUCAAAAGGAAUACAACUGAUAAAAUGCCACUGUUCAUAACACUGCUGAAGGUAAUCAGAGAUUAAAUGAGUUAUGCAAUUUUCCUUGUGAGAUUCUAAUACCUAAUGGCUGCCAUCUUGGAGUCCCUGGUUUUGGUUUUGAUGUGAAUGUUUCGUUUUCCUCAUACAAAGAAAUAACACCAUGCUGUUUCAUAGUGUUUUGGGCAUUCCACAAAAAUUGUUACAGCUAAGAUACUGUCAUAUCUGGAUCUUGUAGUGUUGCAAUUCAUAUUAUCAGAAUUGUUAACUAAAACAAAGGGGAUCUAUAAUUUUGUGUAUUAUUCUAAGAAAUCUACUCAUGGACUUUAAAAACAGUGAAAUCUGAAGUAACAGAAGAGCAUUUUACAGCAGGUGAUUAUUCAGUAGGUCUGCCAGAGUUUAAAAUUUGGGACCAUAGGAAGAACAUUAUCCUGCACUGGCGUUUUCUGAUAUAGAAAUAGAUUCUGCAAAGAAUUUUAAAUGAUAAACUUUUAUAAAACAGAAAUAUUGGGUGCCUUUGUUUGUAAACCAAAAAUAAACAAAUUCCUGAAUAUGAUGUUUGUUGAAUGUAUCAAGUUGUGUAAAGUGUGUAGAAGCACUAAUAGAAAUCAUGUUUUGAUGAAACAGGACCAGUAAAACCGCCAUCCAGACAUCUUGAAAUGGUCUGAUUUCCAGAAAUGGGAAAAUUACAGAAUUAGCGGAUCACUCCCAACAAUUCUUGUUACCAUUAAAAGGUUUUUUUCUGUCUUGAAAUAUUAAAACAAGUACAAACACAGAAGUACAAAUUGUGAGCAAAUUAUUCCUUGAUCAAAGAGCCUUACAAGGCAAUCCUGUGUGUGUUUACUGUGUAUUUGGAGAGAGGUGCAGGGCUCAGUGGUAGAGCAGCUGCUCUGCAUGCAGAAGGUGUUUCAGUCAAGGCCCCAGGUUCAAUCCACAACAUCUCCAGUUAAGAGGAUGAGCUACAGAGGAUGUGAAGGACCUGUACCCAAGACCCCAGAGAGCUGCCACCAGUCAGACUAAACAAUACUGAUCUUGAUAAACAGUAUAAGACAUUU
Molecule: messenger RNA, 4501 nt
Organism: Gekko japonicus
Lineage: Eukaryota; Metazoa; Chordata; Lepidosauria; Squamata; Gekkonidae
Gene: FAR1
Product: fatty acyl-CoA reductase 1
Exons: 12
Coding region: 29-1588 (519 amino acids)
Biological process (GO): long-chain fatty-acyl-CoA metabolic process
Cellular component (GO): peroxisome
Molecular function (GO): alcohol-forming very long-chain fatty acyl-CoA reductase (NADP+) activity
Source: RefSeq, a predicted model, not a curated record